Molecule: messenger RNA, 2016 nt
Organism: Suillus clintonianus
Lineage: Eukaryota; Fungi; Basidiomycota; Agaricomycetes; Boletales; Suillaceae
Exons: 4
Coding region: 286-1926 (546 amino acids)
Source: RefSeq, a predicted model, not a curated record
GACGAGCUGUAUGGGCCGGCAAUUACCGGCACAUCCGUUAUCUUGCUCCGAGUAAUAUCAGCGUCAAAUGUCCUGCGACUUCAAGCCGACCACCCAGCUGGCGUCCAUCACCUAAACGAGCGUAGAUCAUCAUCAGCAGAAUAUCGCAGUCGACCGAGACGAGUUUCUUCCAAUUUUCGAAAUCCUCAAGCGCCUUCGUCCCAAUAUAUCAAGAGGAAGGUGUCUAAGGGCAGGCAUCAACAUAAACCACACACCAGCCCACGGUCGUCCUCGUUGUUGGAACGCAUGGAGUUACCAUCUGAAGAAAGAAGUUUGCUUGAUCGAAUGGACUUGAAUGAAGAAGCAUUGAGCAUACAUAUCAAUGAUGGCUCGUUAGAUUCAGUGAAAGGCUGGAACACGAGAAUGUCUGGGUCCCAACAGCAUGCAAACACAUCUCCGGAUCUCCCCAGUCAAAGUUCGCCUUCGUGUACGAAAACACGACCAGCACGGAUUACUCUUAACUUUCCGUCUCAGACUCCCCCUGCCGACAAGUCUAGUGGUGGAUUAUUAUCAUCCGCAUUCGAAGCUGGGAUUAGCAUGUUAACCACAGGUUUUGACAUGCUACGCGAACCUCUACCAGAGUCAACAACUGCACACACUGGUGGCGGAUCCGCAUCUGUUAUCGAGAGGUGCAGGCAACAAUUGGCACCUGUUCUUCUUAUGUCCGCCAAAUCUCAAGACUCUUCGACACCUCUUGAUAUCACAGCGUGUACAUCCGUGCUCACCGACGAUCAUUGCCGCGAGUUUCUGCAACAGGCUAGAGAUAUGAAACUUCAAAUGGAUGCCCUUGCCCCGCACCCACUACACAACCCUCGAAUUGUCGCAGUUGAUACACCCAUCAACAAGAAGGGCGCAAACUACAGCACGGAUAAACAUGUUGAACCCACUCGGACUACACGUGUUUGGCCGGAUUCAGACACGCCAUCUAUUGGGUCACGGAAGGAUAGCGAAGCUACGUUGGUAGAUUUGCCAAUUGACCACAAGGCUCCCACUCCUGUCCAGGACUCUAGACAGAGCUCUGUUGAGGGCAACACAUUCCAAGUCAAGCAGAUCAUGGAUCAUGAUGAGGCCUUAUCCCCGCACGACCCAAAAUCAGCAAAUGUUCGAACAUCAGCUACUGUCUCUGUUUCACAUCAGAUCGCUGCACUACCAUCUAUUUCUGUGGAAGACAUCGAAAUGACGACAUCCUCAGUGUGUCACUCAGCGAACCCAGAACCAUCCCCAGCAGAUGCUCAGAACAUAGCAACAUGUUCUUCUGCCGACUCCCAUCCAUCAUCGUCGUUGCUAGCCCUCUCUAUGCCCGGAACCUGGUUCAGGCGCCAAGGCCUCACCCGGCCAGGUAUACUCAACGUCGACUUUGUGGUGGGAGAUCGCAUUAUUCCCGCAGCUUCGUCGAGUUGGUACGCAAGACUCCGCGGUUUUAACUUAGUCGCCUUCCUUACGAGAAAUUCUAGCUCCUCCAAUCCUCCAUUUACCGUGCAACUUUCUUGUUUCCGCAAGGAUCCUCGUCAUGAACUUCAGGAAGGUAAUAGCCUGGAUACCACUUUUGACGAAGUCAGGAGUGUGGGAGAGGAUUGGCCUACCAAAGGCACCCUCGUGGUGCAAUUGAAUAUUGAUAGCGCCAAUGGGCGAUCCUGGCUUCCCUACGAAUUGGAAAAGGGGGCACUGAAUGUGACCUCGUCUAUUACGCUAGGCAACAACACGAUGCGUCUGAUACACCUCAGUGAUCUAUCCGAUUUUACCUUCGUUCUGUAUGCCCUCUCGCCAGAGCUUCCAAAGAGGGGACGAUGCUGGGCAUCCAAAAUUACUCGGCCAGACUCAGAGAUACCAUUUGACACAACAAAUACUAUUCACCAGUAUGCAAACAUACCAGUGACUGUAUCAUAGUUAAACUUCGUACCUUGAGAUCGUCAGUCUAGUUUGCGUUGCUCAUCACUUGCAUUGUAUACGUACACACGACAUGAUAUAUCAAUAGCA